Molecule: messenger RNA, 2167 nt
Organism: Sorex araneus (European shrew)
Lineage: Eukaryota; Metazoa; Chordata; Mammalia; Eulipotyphla; Soricidae
Gene: NRBP1
Product: nuclear receptor binding protein 1
Exons: 19
Coding region: 174-1805 (543 amino acids)
Biological process (GO): intracellular signal transduction; protein phosphorylation; endoplasmic reticulum to Golgi vesicle-mediated transport
Cellular component (GO): endomembrane system; cytoplasm
Molecular function (GO): ATP binding; protein kinase activity
Source: RefSeq, a predicted model, not a curated record
GCACCGCCCAUCUGUUGGUCGGGACGCCGCGAGGGCGGGGCCCGCAGUUCGGUUGCGCUGCGAAGCGCAGCUGUGAGGGAGCGUCUGUCGGAUCCCGGGCCCCGGAACCCGAGCUGGGAGCUGAAGCGCAGGCUGCGGGCCGCCGAGCCGAGAGGCCGAGCCUUCAUUCCAGCAUGUCGGAGGGGGAGUCCCAGACGGUGCUUAGCAGCGGCUCUGACCCCAAGGUAGAAUCCUCCUCCUCAGCUCCUGGCCUGACCUCACUGUCACCUCCUGUGACCUCCACGACCUCAGCUGCCUCUCCAGAGGAAGAAGAAGAGAGUGAAGAUGAGUCUGAGAUCUUGGAAGAGUCCCCCUGUGGACGCUGGCAGAAGAGACGGGAGGAGGUGAAUCAGCGGAAUGUGCCGGGGAUCGACAGCGCGUACCUGGCCAUGGACACGGAGGAGGGUGUCGAGGUGGUGUGGAAUGAGGUCCAGUUCUCUGAGCGCAAGAACUACAAGCUGCAGGAGGAAAAGGUCCGUGCUGUGUUUGAUAAUCUAAUUCAGUUGGAACACCUCAACAUUGUUAAGUUUCACAAGUAUUGGGCCGACAUUAAAGAGAACAAGGCCAGGGUCAUUUUUAUCACAGAAUACAUGUCUUCUGGGAGUCUUAAGCAGUUUCUGAAGAAAACCAAAAAGAACCACAAGACUAUGAAUGAAAAGGCUUGGAAGCGAUGGUGCACUCAGAUCCUCUCCGCCCUGAGCUACCUGCACUCCUGUGACCCCCCCAUCAUCCAUGGGAACCUGACCUGUGACACCAUCUUCAUCCAGCACAACGGACUCAUCAAGAUUGGCUCUGUCUUUCAUAGGAUUUUUGCUAAUGUGGCUCCUGACACCAUCAACAAUCAUGUGAAGACUUGUCGGGAAGAACAGAAGAAUCUGCACUUCUUUGCACCAGAGUAUGGAGAAGUCACUAAUGUGACAACAGCCGUGGACAUCUACUCUUUCGGCAUGUGUGCCCUGGAGAUGGCGGUGCUAGAGAUUCAGGGCAAUGGAGAAUCCUCCUAUGUGCCACAGGAAGCCAUCAGCAGCUCCAUCCAGCUUCUAGAAGAUCCAUUACAGAGGGAGUUCAUUCAGAAGUGCCUGCAGCCUGAGCCCGCUCAAAGACCCACAGCCAGAGAACUUCUGUUCCACCCAGCACUGUUUGAGGUGCCCUCGCUUAAACUCCUCGCUGCCCACUGCAUUGUGGGACACCAGCAUAUGAUCCCCGAGAAUGCUUUGGAGGAGAUCACCAAAAACAUGGAUACGAGUGCUGUACUGGCCGAAAUCCCUGCAGGCCCAGGAAGAGACCCAGUUCAGACUCUGUACUCCCAGUCACCAGCUCUGGAAUUGGAUAAAUUCCUCGAAGAUGUCAGGAAUGGCAUCUACCCCCUGACAGCCUUUGGGCUGCCUCGGCCACAGCAGCCACAGCAGGAGGAGGUUACAUCACCUGUGGUGCCCCCCUCUGUCAAGACCCCAACACCUGAGCCAGCUGAGGUGGAGACGCGCAAGGUGGUGUUGAUGCAGUGCAACAUUGAGUCCGUGGAGGAGGGCGUGAAACACCACCUGACCCUUCUACUGAAGCUGGAGGACAAACUGAACCGGCACCUGAGCUGUGACCUGAUGCCAAAUGAGAACAUCCCUGAGUUGGCAGCUGAGCUGGUCCAGCUGGGCUUCAUUAGUGAGGCGGACCAGAGCCGGCUGACUUCUCUGCUGGAGGAGACCCUCAACAAGUUCAACUUCGCCCGGAACAGCACCCUCAACUCGGCCGCUGUCACCGUCUCCUCCUAGAGUUGGCUCGGGCCAGGCCCUCCACUCCACUGCGGCCUCCCUCAGGGCCCAGCCUCCCCGCCCUCCCCAGUCAGUAUUACCCCGUAAGGCCCCUCUCCUGCGUUGUUCAGGAGGGCUUAGGGGCUCCCUGGUUCUGAGCAUCACCUUUCCCGCCCCCUUUCCUCCCCUCUGCACUUUGUUUACUUGUUUUGCACAGACGUGGGCCUGGGCCUUCUCAGCAGCCUUCCAGUGGGGGGCUAGUAGCAGACUGCCGGCUCCGCCCAGCCUGUGCGGACAGGCGGCCCGAGGCACUGGGGAGCCGCUGGGCGGACGGGCGGGAGAGAAGGGUGGUGCUGCCGGUGGCCCUGGGGGGCCAUUCCAUU